AUGUCGACCAAAAAAUUAGUUGUCUGCGGCGGUAACGGCUUCCUCGGAUCGAGAAUAUGCAAAUCGGCAGUCGCGAGAGGAUGGGACGUGACAUCCAUCAGUCGCUCUGGUGAGCCAACUUGGUCCUCCGUCACCUCAUCUCCAAAUCCGCCAGCUUGGUCCCACAAAGUAACCUGGGAACGCGCCGACAUUCUCAAGCCCAAGACCUACGCUCCACUCCUCAAAGACGCAGACUACGUCGUCCAUAGCAUGGGCAUCCUCCUCGAAGCCGACUAUAAGGGUGUCGUAUCCGGCAAGGAAUCCCCGAUAUCCGGCCUCAAGCGAGCUUUCUCUGCUACGAAGGGCGGAUCCCAGAACCCGUUGACGAGGAAGGACGACGAGGAUCUCUUACCGCAGGAGACAGAUGGCCAAUUGACUUACGAGAUCAUGAAUAGAGACUCGGCUAUUGCGUUGGCACAAGUAGCGAAUAAGGAGAACGUCCCGGCAUUUGUGUAUAUUAGCGCUGCUGGUGGAGCGCCUGUCUUACCAGCGAGAUAUAUCCAGACGAAGAGGCAGGCAGAGAGCACGAUUAGCAGCGAGUUCCCGAAGAUGAGGAGCAUUUUUAUCAGACCUGGGUUCUUGUACGAUAGUUCGAGAUCCUUCACGGUGCCCCUGGCGGCGAUGACUGGCUUGGGAGCGGCUUUCAACAGUCUCACUGGAGGAAUAUUUGGGGGAAUUAUGGGUGCUGCAGGGGUGAAGCCUUUGAAGGCGGAUCUGGUGGCGGAUGCGGUUGUAGAGGCUUUAGGUGAUGAUACCACGAAAGGACCCGUCGAUUUGAAGGAGAUCGAGGACCUGGCACAAAAGGCAUGGAGGAAAGGAAUGCUCUGA
Molecule: messenger RNA, 867 nt
Organism: Drepanopeziza brunnea f. sp. 'multigermtubi' MB_m1
Lineage: Eukaryota; Fungi; Ascomycota; Leotiomycetes; Helotiales; Drepanopezizaceae
Cellular component (GO): mitochondrion
Molecular function (GO): protein-containing complex binding
Source: RefSeq, a predicted model, not a curated record